Paracoccidioides lutzii Pb01 is the source of this 2577-nucleotide messenger RNA. RefSeq lists its product as hypothetical. Bases 1 to 2577 code for a protein of 858 amino acids. The record is from RefSeq and is a predicted model, not a curated record. The transcript has 4 exons.
AUGGGGAGGCAACCCUAUAUGAACUUGCUUGCAUUGGGGCGGUCACCGUACGAGGCGCCAGAAAACCCUCCCCAGGGUUAUGUUGCUCCGGUACGUCGUGCUGAAGAUAGUAUCAAUGCCGACGGUUACGUUCAGGAGUAUGAUGCUCGGGGUCAUCCAAUUAAUCCCUCUUCCAAGGCUCUAGCCAGGCAGCUCCGGAGGGCUAAAAAUGACAUUCUCUCCACGAUGGGAAUUGUCGUCAGUGGCGAGGACGGCAACCUAGGAAUUUCAAAAGAGCGACAGCACAUGAGUCUGUUAUCCACAGAAAAUGAUUAUGGGCUUGCUAUGGCAACAUUAGAUCAAGUUUUUAUGUUUUGUUCAUCUUGGUGGACGACAUCGCUUGCUGCCCGUAUCCAGACUUUCAAAAAGUACACCCAUGUGCCCUUUAUGCAAAUUAUACAGCUUGAGAGGAAUGAGCUCGGACUCUUCAGCUUCUACUGUGGUGGCCUUCCUACCUGGACUGCAUCCUUCGUCAUCUCAGUUUGUCGGAAUCAUUUUCUAGAACCCGCAUUAGAGUACCUUCAUGGCAACGUUUUGGCAUCAUUUGACAACGACACUUAUAAAUCUUCUGCUCGAGUAAUAUUUAUGGGACUCCACUCCAGCUUCAAAUUCGCCCUUCUAAUCCUUCUGGGACAAGCGCAUCUGUUUUCUCUUCUACAAACACUUCACAUACUACCCGCCUGGGCAGCACCCUCGCUUCGUUCUCUACUUCCAUUUAGCCACACCUCACUGAUCCAGUUUCCAUCGCUUCCCUCAACAUUAUCUGCCUAUGCUAUUGGAAACUUCGGCAUAAACCUACUCACUUCGCCUUUUACGGGGGUGUAUAUGUAUGUCUAUCUCCGACCACUAGUUGAAUCUAGAAUUUACCGUAUCCUCCGACGGAGACUUCCUAAACCUGACCGCCCGGAUAACCUAUCUCUUCGCGUUGCGGCGGAAAAUGACCUAAUUGAGUGGACGGUGCCAUCACUUGGCGGACGAUCCGAUGAGGAAUAUCACCGUAGCGAUCUUACAAUCGGUGAAGAGUUGAAAUACGAACUACGGGUUUUUAGAUAUUGGGUUCUAGGACUUCUUGGCUUUCAUGUUGAAGAGCGAUCAGCUGAACUGCUUAGAAGAUCGUCGACAUCACGAUCACUCCAACAUCAUCUUGAGCAGUUAAACCGCGAUUUGGAUGCAAGCACAGCCCCUAUGGUGGAACAUAUAUAUCAUCCAGUGGACGAAAUGUUAAUGAGUUCAAUGCAUGCAAGGGUGGAACAACAAUUAAGUGGUCACGUCGAAGGUGGCCGACCAAGAACCCCAACUCCAGAUGCUUCGACGCAACAACAGUUUGGCACGAACCAGAUAUUGAGCAGUGAUGAGCAACGCAUGUCUCAAUCUCCCCUUCAACUUGCUACAGAUUACUUCGAUGGUGAUGCACAGUCCCAAGGGAGAACUGCAAUGGAAGAAACAUUCAGGAUAGAUACCUCACUAUCUUCACAGCUCCACGGCCCACAUCCUGACGAAUUCCAUCAUCAUCACCGCCACUCCUGCUCUAAUACCCUAUUUUCCCACCCGUCAACUCCAGAAUCAUCUCCCCUCCCCUCGCCUCGCGUGCGUGCAUCGCUAGUCCAUCAAAAUUCCGACGUAAUCACGAUGCAACUAGAAUUACUGCGGAGCAAUCAUGGCUCCCCUGCCCAACCCCGAACAAGCCAAGAGAACACAAAUACGACGAUUGUCCCACUUUCAACCGGUAUAGCGCAGGAAUCUGAACUCACCGCGAGCGAAAUUGACCGCACAGCAAACGAGCUCCUUGACUCCAUCCUCUCAAACCGUGGCCCAGGCGUCCUCCACCCGGACCAACCUCCCCAUCAUAACAUCCUUCCACAAACAGAUGAUUUGGAAGAAGUAGCCCAAUUCAACCCUAUCUCCAAUUCCCGACUUCUUGAAAAUUUUGAGGAAGCGCAAUCUGCCGCAUCCCUUCCUCCAGCCACAGCUACAGCGGUCACAGAACAUUCACCCAGUCACGAGCUAUCUGAGGUCCCCGCAUCCUCCCAACCUACGCACCGGGCCGAACCUGUUACCGCCACCAUAGGUGAUGACAACAGAAGCCUCUCACACCCAAUCUCAACCCAACCCCCCCACCGCUCCCGCUCCGAACGUUUCCUCCUCCCCGACCAUCGCGUAACAAUACUCUCGUCAUUACCAGUCGACUCACUCUCUUCCCAUCUAGCUUUUCUCUUAGGUUCCCUCAUCUUCUACCCGCUCGAAUCCAUGUACCUGCGUAACCUCGCAACGCAAUAUCUAGCAUCUCCUCACCUGCUUGCUGCACUGCCUAUUGGCUCCCCUGCUCCUAGUACAGCCACGAUUCUCGGUCUCAGGACUGAUGUGAGGAGUGUGACUGCCUUGUGUGGUGGCGGGUCGAGGGCGGAUAUGCUUGCGUAUUUGGGGAAGAUGGGGCUUGCGAUAGGAAUGCAAGCGUUGGUUAGUGCUGUGGCUUGGGGGAUGGGGACGGCGUUGACAGUGCUGGUGGGGACGAGGAAGUUUGGGUGGGGAGAUUUGUAG